AGCACUACACCAUAGAACCGUUUCUGAUAAUGUAUUUCGUAAUAUAUAUAACACUUUUAAUUUAUGAGAUAGGUGUAUACAGUUAUUAUCUAGGCCAGCAAAAUCGUUUUAAAUUUUUUUUGCUAAUACAUGAAUUAGCCAAAAGUGAAAAGUGAAAAUAACAGCGCAUUUAAAAGAAAGUGCUGCUGCUGCUGGUAAUAUUUAGGCACUCAAGUUUUCCAAAACCAAACAUACCCAAAUCAGCUAAAAAUUGCCUUCUUCUAUGCUUCCUCUGUCUCCUUUUCUCUGUAAGUCAAAAAGCCCCCUCAAAUCUUUACCCCACAAAGACACACACAGAGAGAGUGAAGUAGGUGAGUGAAACUCCAUCAUCUCUUCACAAUGCAAAUCUUCUGAUUGCUUCACCAUUACAAUCUUCCCCUUUUUUUUCAAAAAUAAAAGAUGUUCAAAAACCAGCUGCAAGAAUUAGCUCAAAGAAGCUGCUUCAAUCUCCCUUCAUACGCCUGCGUGAGAGAGGGCCCCGAUCACGCCCCCAGAUUCAAAGCCUCCGUCAAUUUCAACGGCGAAGUUUUCGAGAGCCCCACUUACUCCACCACCCUCCGCCAGGCCGAGCACGCCGCCGCCGAGGUCGCCCUCAACUCCCUCUCCGCCAGAGGCCCCUCCAAAUCCCUUACCGCCAGAGUUCUCGAUGAGACGGGAGUGUACAAAAAUCUACUUCAAGAAACUGCACACAGAGCCGGAUUGAAGCUGCCCGUUUACACCACCGUCAGAUCAGGCCCCGGCCACGUCCCCGUCUUCACCAGCACCGUCGAGCUUGCCGGAAUCAGCUUCUCCGGCGAACCUGCCAAGACUAAAAAACAAGCUGAGAAGAAUGCUGCUAUUGCUGCUUGGUUCCAAUUGAAACAAAUGCCAAAUUUGGGGCUUUUGUCGGAGCAAGAGAAUGCGGGAGGCGGGAAAUGGAGUUGCAGUUCGAAUUCCGGUAGAGUGAUGAGGCGAAGAGAUCACCAUCAUCAUCAACAGCCGAAAAUGCAGAGGCCUAUUCAAAGAGACAAUAGCUUUGCCCAGAAACGGCCGUGGAAGUUUCCGGAUCCGUUUUUAGACCCGGCUUAUAAGCACAGAAGCUUUCUCUCUUUUCUCCCUCCGCCGCCGCUGACGGCUUCCAAAAUCCUGCCCCCAAACUUGCCCAAUUCCAAAACCCCCACUCUCAAAGCUGCAGUUGAAGAAACGCCGCCGAUGUUGGAGGAGUUUUUUAGAGACGAUCAGGAAUGGGUUAACAAGAUAAGCGAGGCCAUAAAAAGAGAUCCCGGCAGUUCAAAUUCGAUUUAUGGAGGGAAAAUUGGAGGAGUCUACAGUCAAUUUGGGGGAGAAGAUGGCAGAAUUAGGUCAAUUCCGCCUCCGCUGAUGAAAAUUCCCUCAACUUGUCACAACCCCCAAAUUGGAUCAAUCCCUAAAUUCGCGCCGGCGGUGCAAAUCAGAUCCGUGAUUCCGGUGUGCGCGGCUCCACCGGUGAGGGCGAACACCGACCAAUCGCCGCCGAUCAAAGAAGCAGGUCCACCGCCGUCGUCAUCGGAGGAGUUAGAUGUAGCUUCCUCUUUGAGCAAGCUGAAAAUAUGAUGGAAUUAUGGAAGUAAGUUGAUGUGAUUAGUGGUUAAAUGAGCUCGUGUUUUGGUGUGAAUCAAUGAGAUGAGUGUUUUUGCGCCAUUAAUGAGGCACGUGUAUUUUAGUAGUGGGGUGAUAUAAGUGUGAUGGGAUUAGUUUAGUAAAUGGAGAUUAGCGAUGGAUUAGUGGUAAUAAAGAAGUGAAACAAUAAAUGAGGCAUUAAAUGAGAAGUGGGAAAGGGCAGAUGAGAAAUUGAAGUAGGUGUGCGCGUCACCACAAUUAAUGGCUUCUGUGAUAAA
Molecule: messenger RNA, 1895 nt
Organism: Salvia splendens (bonfire salvia)
Lineage: Eukaryota; Viridiplantae; Streptophyta; Magnoliopsida; Lamiales; Lamiaceae
Product: double-stranded RNA-binding protein 3
Exons: 3
Coding region: 439-1611 (390 amino acids)
Molecular function (GO): double-stranded RNA binding
Source: RefSeq, a predicted model, not a curated record